GCAAGGCUGGGUUUCAAACAGGCAGAACCAGAUUCCCCAAGUAGAAAGUAAUCAAUUUGCCUGUCUACAGCAGUUGCAGAAGUCAGUUUCUCUUGCACCACUGCUGCUGAAGAUGAACCCUUGGACAACUAUAUAAGGAGCUAGAAGCGGAAAGCAUGCAGAAAAUAAUGGAAUGCCACUCUAGACGAAUUGCUUAGGCAAAUAUUCAAAACGAUGUUUUUCAGAUUAUACUGAAGUUUAACCUCAGAAGUUCCUCUGUAAAGGAUAACCCAGAAAGCCACCAGCACAGGAUUAAAAGUGAAACAAGAAGAAAAAAGAUAAUAGAGUCAACUCCCUGUGUUGCAAGAGGGUAAAAAAAACCCCUGAACACAGAAAUCAUGAAAGACCGCCUUCAAGAGCUUAAACUGAGAGCUAAGGAACUACAGAUAGCUGGAGAAAACAACAGCACAACUGUACAAGAAGAAGAGCAGGAGGAGUUUGAACAGCAGGCCAUUAUUUAUGAACAAGAGCCCAUAACUGAAAAGCACUUGCAUGAAAUCCAGAAGCUUCAGAAUGACAUCAAUAAUUUGGCGGAGGAAGUUCAUAAAUUCAGUCAACAACAAAAAAGCCUAGUAUCUUCAAUGAGAAGAUUCAGUGUUCUUAAAAAGGAAUCUAACAUAGCACGAGAAAUAAAAAUUCAAGCAGAGCACAUACGAAAAUGUUUGGAUGAACUGUCAAAAACAGUGAAAAAAGCUGAAAACGAACAUGGGCCAUCACGUGCCACAGUAAGAAUUCUAGCUUCCCAGCAUGCUUUCUUAUCCCAGCGUUACCUAAAUGCUAUGCUCUCGUACAACGAUGCUAUAACUGCUAAGCAAGAGAAAUGCAGAAGAUUUAUUCUCCGUCAGCUUGAAGUGGCUGGUAAAGAAGUAUCUGAGGAAGAAGUCAAUGACAUGCUCCAACAAGGAAAAUGGGAAAUUUUCAAUGAAAAUCUACUCACUGAAGUCAAAAUUACCAAAGCUCAGCUUUCGGAGAUUGAACAGAGACACAAAGAACUAGUUACUCUGGAGAACCAGAUCAAAGACUUAAAGGAACUUUUUAUCCAGAUAUCAGUUCUGGUGGAGGAGCAAGGGGACAUGAUCAACAACAUUGAAAUCAGUAUGAACAAUACUCAAGAAUACACUCAAGUAUCUAAAGAAAAAUUUGGGCUUGCAGUCAAAUAUCGGAAAAGAAACCCUUGCAAAGCAUUAUGCUGCUGGUGUUGUCCAUGCUGCAAAUGACGAAAGAAAUAAACUGUUUGAAAUAUGAA
Molecule: messenger RNA, 1285 nt
Organism: Strigops habroptila (Kakapo)
Lineage: Eukaryota; Metazoa; Chordata; Aves; Psittaciformes; Psittacidae
Gene: STX19
Product: syntaxin 19
Exons: 2
Coding region: 378-1256 (292 amino acids)
Biological process (GO): synaptic vesicle fusion to presynaptic active zone membrane; intracellular protein transport; exocytosis
Cellular component (GO): plasma membrane; presynaptic active zone membrane; endomembrane system
Molecular function (GO): SNARE binding; SNAP receptor activity
Source: RefSeq, a predicted model, not a curated record